Messenger RNA from Clarias gariepinus (North African catfish), 1781 nucleotides. RefSeq names its product ring finger protein 34a (gene rnf34a). The transcript is spliced from 7 exons. Gene Ontology annotation, molecular function: ubiquitin protein ligase activity. Gene Ontology annotation, biological process: proteasome-mediated ubiquitin-dependent protein catabolic process; negative regulation of extrinsic apoptotic signaling pathway via death domain receptors; protein K48-linked ubiquitination. Bases 101 to 1354 code for a protein of 417 amino acids. Gene Ontology annotation, cellular component: plasma membrane; cytoplasm. The record is from RefSeq and is a predicted model, not a curated record. NCBI's taxonomy places the organism in Eukaryota, Metazoa, Chordata, Actinopteri, Siluriformes, Clariidae.
AAGUUGAGAAUACCGACGCAUCAGUGUGGAUUAGCUGUGUAACAUGGCUCCUGACCUUUUCUCUUUAACUUUUAGUUUUCUUUAAGACUCUGGAGCUGAUAUGAAGGCGGGCGCCUCGUGUGUGUGGGCAUCGUGCUGUAGUCUGCUGAACGAGCUGAUGGGCGCAGGGGCAGUGAGAGGGCAGCAGCCCGGGUUCGGAGGAGCCGGUCCGUUCCGCUUCGCUCCGUCCACCGGAUAUUCCACACACACACACCCUCACAGACAGACUCAUACACACACUCACAGACAGACUCACACACACCCUCAUACACAGACUCACCGACAGACUCACACACACCCUCAUACACAGACUCACACACACCCUCAUACACAGACUCACACACACUCUCGUACUCGUACACACCCUCACACACACAAUCACACUCAUACGCACUCUCAAAGACACACUCACCCUCACACACCCCCCCAGUCACACACACCCCCUCAGUCACACACACUCAGCUGUCAGUCAUGUCGAGAGAGCUUCUCCAUUAACAGGACAAGGCACGUGUGUUGCGAGUGUAGGCGGAGUUUCUGCUCGGUGUGUUCGGUCCUGCAGGAGAACCUGAGGAUCUGCUGCACGUGCCACCUGCUGAAGGCGACGGCGUUCCAGAGGCCGCGCCUCAUGACGCUGCGCGUGAGAGACCUGCGGCGCUACCUGACACUGCGCGACAUCAACAGCGACACCUGCAGAGAAAAAGAGGAUUUGGUGAAUUUGGUGCUGUUUCAUGAAGGGGUGGAAAGCGAAGACGAAUCGGACACGCCCACUCUCCCCACGAGCCCACCGAACACCCCACCCACCACAGACUCCGCCUCCCCGCUCUCACCCGCUCACGAGGAGCCGAUCACCAGGGACGACGGCUCGGGGUCCACCAGUGAGCAGCUUGGUGACUCCGCAUCACUUUUGACCCUCGAGCCCCCCGAACAAACCCCAGAGGUGGUGCGGAGGGCGGGGCGAUUGUCCCUCUCUGACCUGUCGUGUGUGGACGAGGUGGAGCAGCUCACGGUGAGACAGCUGAAGGAGAUCCUCGCCCGGCACUUCGUCAACUUCUCCGGCUGCUGUGAGAAAUGGGAGCUGGUGGAGCGAGUGAAGAGACUGUACACGGAGACAGAGGACAACCGCAAGUCCAAGGGUGUGAGCGCAGGACUGGCGGUGGAUGAGAACCUGUGCCGUAUCUGCAUGGACGCGGUGAUCGACUGCGUGCUGCUGGAGUGCGGUCACAUGGUCACGUGUACCAAGUGCGGCAAGCGCAUGAGCGAGUGUCCCAUCUGCAGACAGUACGUCAUCCGCGCCGUCCACGUCUUCAGGUCCUGACGUCUCACCAUAUGCAAACAUUCCACAGGAGACAACCAUGCAGCACACACACACACACACACACGCACGCACACACACACAAACCUCGGCUGCGGAGUCAGAUUGGCUCCUACUUUAGAACUGUGGAUCUAACGUUUUAAAUACUCAUCUUCUCGUGUGUGUGUGAAAACAAGUCGACACUGAAUCUUCAGGAUGAUGUCCACAAGACGCAGGUUCACCUGGAACCUCCUGAGCAAUAUGUGUGUGUGUGUGUGUGUGUUUUAAUUCUUCAUCAGUCCGGUCUGAUGUCUUGUAAUCAAAUGUUUAUUUUCAUGUAAAAAUAUUUUAAAUCUGUUUGACUCCAUGCUGAACUAACACACUACAUGCAACUCUGCCUUCUGCUAAAAUAUUUACACCGAUAAUAAAAACUAAUAACGCUGUUUCAUUA